Messenger RNA from Drosophila teissieri, 729 nucleotides. RefSeq names its product troponin C, isoallergen Bla g 6.0201 (gene TpnC4). NCBI's taxonomy places the organism in Eukaryota, Metazoa, Arthropoda, Insecta, Diptera, Drosophilidae. The coding region runs from base 120 to 581 and encodes 153 amino acids. Gene Ontology annotation, molecular function: enzyme regulator activity; calcium ion binding. The record is from RefSeq and is a predicted model, not a curated record. The transcript is spliced from 6 exons.
GUCGAUGAAAUUAGCUAACAUAUAACUCAAAUCGAAUUGUUUAAAAGCUUGGUGAUAAUUGAAAGUUUUUCUUUUACUUAAACGGUGUAGUUCAAUUGAACCUGAAACAACUUUUUAAAAUGGCGGAUGGAGAAUAUGACAAGGAACAAUUGAGAAUCCUUAGGAACGCUUUCAAGGCUUUCGAUCACGACGGUGCAGGAUGGAUCGAGCACGCUGAUGUUUCUAGCAUUCUUGAAAUAUUAGGUCAGAAAUUGGAACCACCUGCGGUAAAGGCACUUAUCAAAGAGGUAGAUAAAGGAACAACUGGUAAAUUGGAUUUUAGCCAGUUCUGCAAACUGGCAGCUCGUUUUAUUGAAGUUGAGGAAGAUGUGGGAGCACUUCAAAAUGAGUUAAAAGAGGCCUUUCGUGUAUAUGAUAAAGAGGGAAAAGGAUACCUGACUGUUGCAACACUAAGAGGCAUUCUUCACGAAUUGGACGAUAAGAUUUCUAACCAAGACUUAGAUUCGAUCAUAGAAGAAAUUGAUGCGGAUGGGUCUGGCACGGUUGAUUUUGACGAAUUUAUGCAAGUUAUGACAGGUUAACCUCUAUUGCUCUGUUUGACAGGCUUUUGAAGAGCUCAGAAAUGGCUACCCAUAGGCGUUUUAUCAAAAAUAUUAAAAGUGAAUAAUAGCCAUUUGUACUUAGUCAAAUAUUAUAAAUAACAUCUUAUUAAAACGUAUUAUCAUUAUA